CCACCGAACACCCGAAAACCAAGAAAAAAACGCAGCCGACGCGCUAGCGAUUCCACACCCGAUCCAGAUCCCCUUUCUCCCCUCCCCACCUCCUCCCAGCUCCCACCCGUUCGGCUCAGCGGAGCCGACGGGAGGGACAAUUCAGAAGGCGGCAAACUCUCCAGUCGUGGCGCCUCCUCAGCCCCACCCAUGUCCUCCGCCUCCUGCCUCGCCCCUCCCCCUCCACGGCUCCCAUGCCCUAGGGUUAGGCUCCUACCUCCCUCGUCUGCCGUCGCUGCCGCUAGGCCGUCUCUCGACUUCGGGCCUGGGAGGGCGUCUCCAGCCAAGGGAUGGAGAUUAGUGCGCCUCUCGUGCUUCAGACAUGAUCAGGAUGGGCCAACAACAUCUGAUGAUGAUGGCGGCUUCAAGUACGUUGCCCAAUCCGGGAACUCCGGUGGCACAGAGGCGAAAGAGGAAGAGGUGGAAAGUUCCAGUGGGGAACAGGAGCGGAAUUUCAAGGACGGGGGUUGGUUCGUGCAAGUUCAGAAGAUAAAAGAAAAUUUUCAGGGCAGAAUAUUAAGAUUUCAGCAAGAACGCUGGACGGUACCUUGGACUGGGGAAACCAUUGCUCAGGUCAUGAUUUUAUGGAUUGCCACAUUUUGGCUUGUGGGUUCCUGGAUAGUGCCAUUCUUGGCUCAUGCUGCUGGCUUUAGCAAGGAAACAUUGACACACAGGGGCCAAGCACUAUAUAGUCUCUUGACAGACAUAACUGAAGGCCUUGCUGGGAUUGCUAUCCUUCACCAGUGCCUUGGUACAUUCCGGCCGCUUCCUCCAGGAUGGUUUGAGUUCAAUUUAAAGGGUAGAUGGCAUUUGGAUGUAGCAUUGGGAUGCCUAUUAUUCCCGCUAGUCAAUUUGCUUUCUCACAUCAACAUCAGUCUAGUUCCAAUGUCACCAGGUCCAGUCAUCAGGGUGUCCAGUGUAGAACAAUCCAUUGUGGCUCGUGACCCGGUGGCAAUGGCCUUAUAUGCUGUGGUAGUGACUGUAUGUGCACCUAUAUGGGAAGAGAUUGUAUUCCGAGGUUUCCUUCUCCCAUCUCUAACACGGUACAUGCCACUUCCAUGGUCAAUCCUAGUAAGUGCUGCAGCUUUUGCGCUCGCACACUUCAAUGCACAGAGGGUGAUGCCCUUAAUAUUUCUUGGGGUGGUGAUGGGAGGGGUCUUUGCAAGAUCCCGUAAUUUAUUGGCAUCAAUGGUGCUGCAUAGCUUGUGGAACGGUUUUGUGUUCUUGGAUUUGAUGAAGUGAGCUAUGCCGAUACUGUUGUUUUGGUUCAGACUUGGACAUCUCAAGUGGAGUCUCGUCUGAGUAUGUUUUGAAUUCACAUGGGGAAGAUUGAAGCGAUUCUAUUCAGGAUGAAAAGAAGUUAUGUGGUGCAAUGUCUAAGUAGAAGAAAUCAUGUAGGGUGAAGAGAAGAGGGAAUAGUCGUGCAAGUUCAGGAAAAAUAGACAACAGAACACAUGUUUUUCAAGAUUUUUUUUUGUGUGUAGGGCAAUGCAUUACUGCAGCCUUAGGACUUGUACCCGGAAGCAUCUUUGUUGCCUUGAUGUAAAUUAUGUACGCGGGAGAAUAAUUGUCUCAUCGUGUAUAGAAUUCCCAACCCAUAUUCAACUGUGUAUUCGAUUACUUGUUAUGUGUUCUCUCAGAAAGGAAAUCCUUGACUUUUGUCGUACUAA
Phragmites australis (common reed) is the source of this 1709-nucleotide messenger RNA. RefSeq lists its product as uncharacterized. Gene Ontology annotation, molecular function: metalloendopeptidase activity. The transcript has 4 exons. The record is from RefSeq and is a predicted model, not a curated record. Gene Ontology annotation, cellular component: membrane. Gene Ontology annotation, biological process: CAAX-box protein processing. Lineage: Eukaryota; Viridiplantae; Streptophyta; Magnoliopsida; Poales; Poaceae. Bases 190 to 1281 code for a protein of 363 amino acids.